Molecule: messenger RNA, 1121 nt
Organism: Macadamia integrifolia
Lineage: Eukaryota; Viridiplantae; Streptophyta; Magnoliopsida; Proteales; Proteaceae
Product: cytochrome c oxidase assembly factor 6
Exons: 4
Coding region: 69-542 (157 amino acids)
Cellular component (GO): respiratory chain complex IV; mitochondrion
Source: RefSeq, a predicted model, not a curated record
CCAUCUCCUGCAACUCAAGUCUACUAUUUCAUGGAGAGAAGAGAAAAGGGGUGCUCCCAAUUUCGGUCAUGGCCCUAGAAACACUCUAUUCUCGAGAUUCCGAUAAGAUCCACACCGACGUGCUCGCAGAAGCGAGGCAAGCCUGCUACAAGGCACGGGACGCUUUCUACGCUUGUCUUGAGAAGGAAUCUAACAAGAAACCCACUGAAGUUGCUUCCGUCGGUCUUCUAUACCCGGUCGAAUGCAAGAAAUCCAGGGCUGAAUUUGAAAACCAAUGCCGACGCACAUGGGUUAAGCAUUUCGAUCGCCAGUAUUGUGCGAAGAAGAGGGUUCAGAGGCUUUUGGAUAAUGAUGAGUCAAGGAGAGAGAUGUGGAUGUUGAGAUGGAUGUGCGGCAAAACUAGGAGAGAUAGAGUGAUGAAUAACAGGGUUAGAGCUGAGUUGACAGUGGCCCCCGAUUCAGGACAAGCUUCAAGAAUGCCGCUUACGGUGGUAUGGACAUGUUUAAAGGAAGCCUUGGGAUGCUUCAGUACGGAGAAGUGAGUGGGAAGGACAAAAGGAGUUAGGUGCAGGCCUAAAAUGACCAUUGAUGAGUUAGUAAGGAAAGAGAUGCAAAAGCUAAGUCUUGAAAGUAGUUUAACAUCAAACAGGGCUGUUGGAGGGCAAAGAUCCAUGUUGCCGAUUGCGUUUAGAUGGGAUGGCCCAGUGGUGUUUCAUUGCCCUGUUUUACUUCUUCACUUUUUCUAUUCCCCUUUUCCCUCUUCUUUCUGUUAUGCUUUUCUUUUUUUUGACAGAUCCAUGUAGCUGACCCCAUUCGGUAGGGAAAAGGCUAAGUUGUUGUUUGUUGUUGUUGUAUUUGCAGAGAUAUUUUACAUACUUAAUUCUAACAUUUUAUGAGAGGACUCAACUUGGUUAUCAGUCUUUUCUGAUCAGUCCAGUUAAAGUUAUAUUAUUUCCUCUUUAGUCUUUAGUUUUAUAUUUCCUCUGUUCUGGUGAUUUUGAAAUUUCUGCUAGACUAUUCCAGUUCUGGUUAUGGACUGGUUAUUGCAUUAGAUGGAGUAGCUGUUUCAUAUCUUUCUUGAAAUUGUGAAACUUCAGGGAUUAGAUUUCGUUCAUAUUUUA